CCGACGCCGUAUAAGAAGGGACCGAGCGGACGUUUCGCUCCCAGGUCCAGAGACGCUUCGUCCCCCUGCCCGCCUCCUGUCGCCGAGCACGGCGUGACCCGAGCGCCGGAUCGGGCCCACUCGGGGAAGCGACGGCGGGACGGCAGCGGGAGCGCCAGUAGCACCGGCGGCGGCGGCGGCGGCGGCCCCGCUCCCCACCUGCCCGCGGAAGGAGGGCUGGAGCUGCGAUCGCCGUCGCGGAGCGGCGGCUGGUGCCCCCGGCCCGCACCCGUCGCGCCGCGGCCGUGCGGCGCCGCGUCCCGCUCGCCCAUGAGCGCCGCCGCUCUCUACAGCCUGGACUCCCCGGCAUGUUAUAAGAGCUGGUGCCUGGAGCCCGCCAACUUCUACGACGCCAAGGUGGGCAGCGGCGGCGGGCCCGCGCCCGCCUGCAAGCCGGGGGGCCGCGGCGGCGGCUGCGGGAUGAGCGGCGAGGAGGCGGGGGGCGGCCUGGGGGGCAGCGGCACCAACCUGGCGGAGCUGAGCGCCGCCGCCCCGGCCAUGUACGAGGACGAGAGCGCCAUCGACUUCAGCUCCUACAUUGACUCCAUGUCGGCCGUGCCCAACCUGGAGCUGUGCAACGACGAGCUCUUCGCCGACCUCUUCAACAGCAACCACAAGCCCGAGCGGGGCGGGGACUACGGCGAGUACCUGCCGCCGGGCGGCGGCGCCGGCCGCGACCCCGCCAAGGACCUCGGCGCUGCCAUGACCACCCUGCUGGGCGCCGAGCCCCGCACCGCCUCCUCCUCCUCCUCCCCCUCCUCCUCCUCCUCCUCCUCUUCCUCCUCCUCCUCCUCCUCCUCCCGCGGCGCCCUGAAGCAGGAGCCGGACUGGAGCGACAGCGACCUCUCCUCCUCGCUGCUGCCCUCGCAGAUCGCCACCUGCGCCCAGACCAUCAUGAACCUGAGCGGGCAGCCCACGCCGCCCACGUCCCCCGAGCCGCCGGGCAGCAGCUCCCCCUCCAGCUGCAGCACCCGCUCCCCGGGCCCCGCCGCCGCCGCCGGCCCGGCCCCGGGCGUCCCGCCGCCGCCGCCGCCGGCCCCGGCCCCCGGCGGGAAGGAGCGGGGCGGCAAGAAGUGCGUGGACAGGUUUAGCCCCGAGUACCGGCAGCGCCGGGAGCGCAACAACAUCGCCGUGCGCAAGAGCCGCGACAAGGCGAAGCGGCGCAACCAGGAGAUGCAGCAGAAGCUGCUCGAGCUCUCGGCCGAGAACGAGAAGCUGCACAAGAAGAUCGAGCAGCUCACCCGGGACUUGACCAGCCUCCGGCACUUCUUCAAGCAGCUGCCCAGCGCCUCCUUCCUGCAGCCCGGCUCGGGCACCGACUGCCGGUAACCGGGGGGGAGCGGGACGGAGAGACGGACUCCGGCACACCGUGGAUAAAUACCUCAGAGGGCCGGGCCGGGCCGGGCCGGGCCGAGCUGGGCCAGGCCUGGCCUACCCUUGCCGGGGCGGGCCGGGCCGCGGCGCCCCGGGCCGGGCCGGGCGCGGGGAGGAGGCGCGAAGCCGCCGUGGGACCCGCCGGCCCCGCCGCCGCUUUGCGAGGGUGGCAGCGACGCGGGGCCAUGCCUGGGUCUUCCACCGCGAAAGUUGCAAAAAAAAAAAAAAAAAAAAAAGGAAAAAAGCUAAAUAUCUUCCGGGGUUUUUUUGUUUGUUCGUUUUUUUUUUUUCUCUUCCCCUUAAAUUAUUUUUGUAAUGGUAGUUUUUUCGCCUUUUCUACAUUUUACUCGUACAGAAGCAGCUAUGGUAAAUCUGUUAAAAUGAUUCAAAACCCCAUGUAUUUUAGGCAGUAGGAUGAAAAAAAGAGAGACUGAGCAUGCUCGACCUUUUAUAUCAAUUUUUACAGCAUUUCUAAGGAUAAUAAUAAUAAUUAUAAUAAAAAGCAUUUUAAAUCA
Messenger RNA from Phalacrocorax carbo (great cormorant), 1928 nucleotides. The record is from RefSeq and is a predicted model, not a curated record. Lineage: Eukaryota; Metazoa; Chordata; Aves; Suliformes; Phalacrocoracidae.